Oryza brachyantha (malo sina) is the source of this 1599-nucleotide messenger RNA. RefSeq names its product patatin-like protein 1. The record is from RefSeq and is a predicted model, not a curated record. The coding region runs from base 135 to 1370 and encodes 411 amino acids. Gene Ontology annotation, biological process: lipid metabolic process. Lineage: Eukaryota; Viridiplantae; Streptophyta; Magnoliopsida; Poales; Poaceae. The transcript has 5 exons. Gene Ontology annotation, molecular function: monoacylglycerol lipase activity; glycerophospholipase activity.
CAAGAUCCGAGGAGCCAUCGACCGAUCAAAAGUCUCUCCUCUUUGCUUGCUUCUCUCUCACUUGUUGCUCUGAUUCCUCAAGAACUCAUCGCUAAUUAGGUGUGGUAGAGAGCAGCUAAUUAAGCUGAGCUAGCAUGGAGAGCAAUGGCGAGGCGGCGGCGCCGGCGCCGGUGCCGGAGCCGACCCCGCCGCCGUGCCAGGGGAGGCUCAUCACGGUGCUGAGCAUCGACGGCGGCGGCAUCCGCGGCCUCAUCCCGGCCACCAUCCUCGCCUGCCUCGAGGCCAAGCUCCAGGAGCUGGACGGGCCGGAGGCGAGGAUCGCGGACUACUUCGACGUGAUCGCCGGGACGAGCACGGGGGCGCUCAUCACGUCGAUGCUGACGGCGCCGGACGAGAACCGCCGGCCGCUCUUCGCCGCCGCCGACCUCAACACGUUCUACCUCGAGAACGGACCCAAGAUCUUCCCGCAGAGGAAGGCUGGGUUCUUGACGCCACUGGUGAACAUGAUGGGGGUGGUGUGGGGGCCCAAGUACGACGGGUCGUUCCUGCACGACAAGAUCAAGAGCCUGACCCACGACGUGGCCAUCGCCGACACCGUCACCAACAUCGUCGUGCCGGCGUUCGACGUGAAGCGGCUGCAGCCCAUCAUCUUCUCCACCUACGAGGCCCAGGGCGACCCGCUCAAGAACGCCCACCUCUCCGACAUCUGCAUCAGCACGUCGGCGGCGCCCACCUACUUCCCGGCGCACUUCUUCCAGAUCCCUGACCCCGCCGGCGGCGAGCCCCGCGAGUUCCACCUCAUCGACGGCGGCGUCGCCGCAAACAACCCGACAAUGGUGGCCAUGUCGAUGAUCUCCAGGGAGGUGCUGCGCCAGAACCAGGAUUUCAAGCUGGGUAAGCCAGCGGACUACAGGCACUACCUGGUCAUCUCGAUCGGCACCGGCACGGCGAAGAUCGCGCAGAAAUACACGGCGCCCGAAUGCGCCAAGUGGGGCGUCCUCCGGUGGCUCUACGACGGCGGCUUCACGCCGCUCAUCGACAUCUUCACCCAUGCCAGUGCUGACAUGGUCGACAUCCACGCCUCCGUGCUCUUCCAGUCUCUCUGCUGUGAGCAGAGCUACCUUCGCAUUCAGGAUGAUUCGCUGGAGGGGCACACGUCGUCGGUGGACAUCGCGACGAAGGAGAACAUGGAGGCGCUGAUCGGGAUCGGGAAGGGGCUGCUGAAGAAGCCGGUGGCGAGGGUGAACAUCGACACCGGGGUGCACGAGGCCGUCGACGGCGAGGGCACCAACGAGGAGGCGCUCGCGCGCUUCGCCAAGCAGCUCUCCGACGAGCGAAGGCUACGCAAGAGAAACCACAACUCCUACUAAGCUAGCUCUAAGCAGAGGCUAGCUGGCUCUGUCUGUUCUACCUGAUCAAGCUAAGAAGGCCAAGAGGAGAUGUAAAAUUAAAUAAGUUGCUGUGGUGUGCUGAUUAAAUGUGAUGUGAUCCGGGCGAGACGCUGUAUAUGCAUGAUGUAAUAAUAUUGGACAACGCUUUGGUGCAUAUUACUUGUAGUAUAAUACUGCCAGUAGAACUAAUCUCGUCCAUUUAUUUAAA